AUGGCUGCCGUUCACCCAAAUUUAAUAAAAAUGGUUUCAGCGCAGCUACGCAAUAAAGCAAACGAGUUUUUAAAUUCUAGAAAACAUGCUAAUAAUUUGGCUGAUAUCUUGCAAAUGUUUGAGGCAUCAACGGAUAAUUACACGCCACUCCUACUUACAAUUGAAGUGAUAUUUACCGAACUAUUGCGAAGAGGAGAUUUGAUUGAGGAAAUCGUUCCAUUGAAACCUAUUGAGCAAAGCCCAGAAGCAGAAUAUACAAGAUGGCUCCGAGAAUGCUACGAGACAGCUCUGAACCAGGCACUGGAGUGCAUCAAGAGAGGCCGUAUGAAUUCCCGUUUACAAGCCUUAGUGACAGUCAGCAAACUGCUACAGGCAGAGGGCAAGAAUCCAUUGGAGAGUUCUACUGGUUUCUAUUUCCCAUCAGGCAGACUAAAGAACAUAUUCACAGUUUUAUUGGACUCUGAGCAAUCAAUGUCUGCUCCCAUUGCCCGUUUCCAAGAGUUUACAGAGUAUAGAGAUGUACAACAAUAUGGAUUAAAAGUCCUUUCAUCAUUAGCUUAUCGAAAAUCACCAUCCCCAAUAUUUAUGCAGAAUUAUUUAGAACUCCUAGACAAAUUAUUGGUAACAGAAAUACCAACUGAAGCAAAGAGCAAAAAUAGAAACCGUAACCAUGAUGAAAAAGAAGAGAAGAUAUUGUGCGGAUCAGAUGACAAGGCCCCGUUCCCGUACAACCCGGGCGUGUGCCGCCGCUACGCCAACCGCUGCUGGAGCUUCGCGUGCCAGUGGGCGCUGUGCUCGGACGCGCGCACGCACCGCCGCGCGCUGCUGCUGCUCGUGGAGCGGCUCAUGCCGCUGCUCACCCGCCCGCAUCUCGCCACCGACAUGCUGUGCGACAGCCUCGACGCCGGUGGAUCGAUCAGUAUCCUAGCGCUGCAGGGCGUGCUGGAGUUAGUACGUCACCACAACGUGUCGUACCCAGACAUGUACGACAGACUGUACGCCCUGUUCGAGCCGGAGAUGUUCCACACCAGGUGCAAACGGCGACUGCUACAUCUGGCCGACGUCUUCCUCAGUUCCACCCACCUGCCGGAGAGCCUGGUGGCCGCGUUCGCCAAGCGCCUGUCGCGCCUGGCGCUGGUGGCGGACGACGCGGACGCGGCCGCGCUGCUGCAGCUGGUGGCCAACCUGCUGCAGCGGCACCCCCCCCUCAAGCGGAUGAUCUGCCACGAAGACACGCCGGCCAUCAUGUCGAGCGACCCGUACGUGAUGGAGGAGACGUCCGCCCGCAGCGCGCGCGCGCUCGGCUCCUCGCUGUGGGAGGUGUCCGCGCUGCGCCGCCACCACCGCCCGCACGUGGCGCGCGCCGCCGCGCACGUGCUGCACGCGCACCGCCCCGCCCCCGCCGCCCCCACCGCCGCCGCCCCGCCCGCCGCGCACGCAGACGACGCGCUCUUCGAUGCAGAACUGAAGAAGAGAUUUAAAACGAUCGAGAUGAACUUCAUCAGGCCGCAGGGUAUGAACGCGCCGUCCGGCGAGCGGCUGCUGCAAUUCUGGGAGUUGAUGGCCUAA
Messenger RNA from Diatraea saccharalis (sugarcane borer), 1569 nucleotides. Lineage: Eukaryota; Metazoa; Arthropoda; Insecta; Lepidoptera; Crambidae. The record is from the annotation of a GenBank genome assembly.